Messenger RNA from Magallana angulata, 3839 nucleotides. Its product is annotated as eukaryotic peptide chain release factor subunit 1. The transcript has 11 exons. Gene Ontology annotation, molecular function: translation release factor activity, codon specific; sequence-specific mRNA binding. Lineage: Eukaryota; Metazoa; Mollusca; Bivalvia; Ostreida; Ostreidae. Gene Ontology annotation, cellular component: cytosol; translation release factor complex. Bases 234 to 1565 code for a protein of 443 amino acids. The record is from RefSeq and is a predicted model, not a curated record. Gene Ontology annotation, biological process: cytoplasmic translational termination.
UCACAUUUACCUCACAUGGUCAAUGGCGAAGUGUGGUUGUUGGCAUUUCACCACCUAAGGAAACAAAAGAAAGCGAAUUUCUGAUCUUCUGGGGCAUCUUUGUGACAAAAUAACAGAUUAAGGAGUUUUCAAUUAGUAUAAUUGCGUUAAACAGUUGUAUUUUAAGCAGGCGGGCCCCGAUUUAUUCCCGCCAUACGGUAAAUCGCUAAUCUGUUUGAAGUCUGUCACACAACAUGGCAUCAAAUGGUGUAGAUGGGGAAAGCAGUGCGGACCGAAAUGUUGAAAUAUGGAAGAUCAAGAAACUUAUUAAGAGUUUGGAAGCAGCUAGAGGAAAUGGCACAAGUAUGAUAUCUUUAAUCAUUCCACCAAAGGAUCAAAUCUCUAGAAUCGCCAAAAUGUUAGCCGAUGAAUUUGGAACAGCUUCAAAUAUCAAAAGUCGUGUGAACAGACUCUCAGUAUUGGGAGCUAUUACAUCAGUACAACAACGGUUAAAACUUUACAACAAAGUCCCACCCAAUGGUUUGGUGAUAUAUUGUGGUACCAUAGUGACAGAUGAAGGAAAGGAAAAGAAAGUUAACAUAGACUUUGAACCAUUCAGACCCAUUAAUACAUCCCUGUAUUUAUGUGAUAACAAAUUCCACACAGAGGCUUUAACAGCCCUGUUAGCAGAUGACAACAAGUUUGGCUUUAUCGUGAUGGAUGGUAAUGGAGCUCUGUUUGGAACACUAUCAGGAAACACCAGAGAAGUCCUACACAAAUUUACAGUCGAUUUACCCAAGAAACACGGGAGAGGAGGUCAGUCAGCUUUACGUUUUGCCCGUUUACGUAUGGAGAAGCGUCACAACUAUGUGAGAAAAGUGGCUGAAGUUGCUGUACAGCUGUUCAUAUCCAACGACAAACCAAACAUUGCUGGUCUGGUGCUAGCUGGAUCCGCAGAUUUCAAAACAGAACUCAGUCAGUCGGACAUGUUUGAUCCUAGAUUGCAAGGCAAGAUCAUCAAGAUUGUUGAUGUAUCAUAUGGAGGGGAAAAUGGUUUCAACCAGGCAAUAGAACUGUCUUCAGAUUCACUAGCGAACGUCAAAUUCAUACAGGAAAAGAAACUCAUAGGUCGUUAUUUUGACGAGAUCUCACAAGACACGGGGAAAUACUGCUUUGGUGUGGACGACACGCUAAAGGCUUUAGAGAUGGGAGCAGUGGAUAUUCUCAUUGUUUGGGAAAAUUUGGACGUCACACGCUAUGUGCUGAAGAACCAUGCGACAGAUGUGGAGAAUAUUUUGUUCCUUCGACCAGAGCAGGAGAAAGACAAAACGCAUUUCAUUGAUAAGGAUACUGGAGUGGAACUGGAAUUAUCAGAACAGAUGCCUUUAUUAGAAUGGUUUGCAAAUAACUACAAAAACUUCGGUGCCACCUUAGAAAUCAUUACAGACAAGUCACAAGAAGGAGCACAGUUUGUGCGAGGAUUCGGAGGAAUUGGAGGAAUAUUGCGGUAUCAGAUAGACUUUCAAGUAUUAUCAGGACAGGUGUUUGACGAAUUGGAUGACGACUUUGAUCUAGAUGACUAUUGAAUAGGUAUUACCCAUUGCCCGGGAACCAAAUCACAAGACAAACUAGACUUGCACUCCGACAGUGCAUUCUGGGAUAUUAGAGGAAGAUCAGUGAACGCUAUAUUACUGGUCUAUUUGGGAUGUCAUUUGUUGACACUGCCUUUUGCUGAUGUAAAAAAAAAUUAAAUAACGCUUCAUAAUUUCCCAGCCACACAAUUUUACUGUAUUUAUUUCAGGUCAUUCUUGUUAUUACCAAUGGUACACGUUACCUAUUGUAAGAUGUAAUAUCUCAAUAGAACAGUGCUUAAGUUUGUUGUAUGUUUUUUUUUUAAACCCUGGAUAUGUGAAGUUUUUCUCUGUCAGAAUUAUUUAUAUUUUUAAAAUGUUCACCUGUAGAUUUUGUUAUCUGUAUCAAUAUAAUGUCUUUGUAUGCUCAAGUUCUGGAAUUAGUAUAUUUCUGAGGAGUUCACUCUGUUUGAUGAAAGUCAGUGAUAUGGAAAUGUGUAUAUCUUUUCGUAGAAAAAAUAAAUUUGAAAUGACAUUUAAUUUUGAAUAAUGCUUUUGCAGUGAUAUUGAUCAACAUAUUCUGUAAAGAUACAAAAUUUUUGGUUUAAAGUUUUUAAGGAUUUUAUUUUCUUUUUGUACAAUGUCUAGUAGAUGUUAUUUGAAUUGGACCCUGUAAAGUAUAUGUUUGAUUUGGAUCUGAAUUUUUUGAGCAGGUGAUUGCGUGUUGUGGGAUGUGUGUCUGUCAUGUGUGUGCUUUAUUCCAUAUGAUGGACAUGUGAAAUGUGUUGAUGACAGAAAGAGAGAACUAUUUUGAAAUGAAUGAGCCUCUGUGAAUGUUGAUUUUAUCAUGAAAUAAUUACCACUUGGUCGUUCUAGAAUUGUUUGUAUGUAUGUCUUAUUUUGGUGGGAUUGGGGAUUCAGUAAGCAGGAUAUAUAAGUCCAGUGCCCCUGUGUUUGAUGAAAUUUUUAUAGGAAUAAAAAAUAUCAAUAUGCCCUUGAAGAAACAUUAUUUUAAUGUACCGUAAAUUGGAAAACUAUUUUUAUUUUAUAAAUAAAAUGAUUUCUGAACUUCAAUUGAUUUUGGUAAAUAAAUUAUUAAACGUUUUGGGUAUGUUUUUCCUGUAAUUAUUUUUUUUUAAUAAGGAAAAAUUUGGGGGUGGAUAGACCCUGACCCCUAAUGACUUGUGGAUCUUUCUUUGAAGAAAUUUAAAUGAGGAAAGGAAUUUUGGAAUCCCUUCUUGUGGUUUGUAUGGCGUCUUCUUGUUCGCAGAUUGGUUAUCCAAGUACUGUCUGAUUUUGUUUUGUAUACUGAUUGCCAAGUGUAUAUAGAAUUACUAUGUGCGUUAUUUGUAAUUGGGUCACCUGUUGGUUUUUUUUUUAUGGCCCAAUGAAGGUGAUAUAAACACCAAUCCAGUGGUUCAACUCAGAUGUGGUAUAUUGUUAGAAUAACUGUUCAGAGAGCUUGAUUCAUUACCAAGGCCUACAUAGAUAUAUAGUGUGUUUCUUAAUCCAAUCUAUUGAAAAAAAUGGGGUUAAUUGGUGGAAAAAAUGUUUUAUUUUAUUAUUAUUGUUGUUUCAAUGGCCAGUUAGAUAGCAAUUCAUGGAUCAUCUCAAUUAUAUUCAACAUUAAUGUAUGAAUAUUGAUUCUUACUAAUAAAUUAGUGUUUUCUUGAAAUUGAAGAGUCACAAUUUAAACCCUAAAUAAUCAAUUAAAAAAACAUUUAGGAUAGAUUAUUAUUAUUUAAAUUCAGUCUGGGAACUGGAAACACACUAUUGAUUUAUCUUGGCCUAAGUACUUUACUUGUCUGUGCUUUUUACAGAAAUUGCAAUUUUGCUGUUUAGCAUUUGCUGUAUUUAUGUGAAUUCUUUAAUACAAACCUGUUAAUUAUUUCAUUUUGUAACAAAACAAUUAAAAAUUCCAUGUACUUUUUAAUGAAUGAAGAAAAUGUGAAAAUGUACAUCCUAGUGGCAUUAGUUUGAAGAAAACAAAUAUAUUUUGUUCCAUCCAUAGGACUUGUAUGAUAUGUUAAAGGAAACAUUGGUUCAUGAAUGAUUAUACACUACCUCACAUUCUAUCUAAAUUUGACCAGACUUUACGUUUCAAAAAGAAGUGAUGAUCCUUGUGUAUCAAGCAUUGUGGCUGCUGAUGUUAAAAUAAAACAUUUAGGAGAUAAUGCUUUCUGAAAUCUAGAUUGGUGACUGUCAUGUAUCAUUUCAAGAACAGGGACCACUUGGAGCCCUGUUCUUUUCCACACAGAAUAAAAAUGUUUGUCAUAACUAUGAAAGAAA